AUGGCAGACACCCUCAUCGCUGGUGAAAGGAAUCAUUCGAGGAAUGAGCUCGAUAUGGAGGUCUUCUCCUCAAAUGUACUGUUCUAUUGUGGCCUCUACUUUGCUCUCGGCAUGGCCCUUCUGGCAAUAGGAUACAUUUCGAAUGCGAGCUUAUACACGAUGUGUGAACGGCGGGUGCAUUCAAUUCGAGCCAAAUACCUUCGAGCAGUUAUGCGUCAGGACAUGACGUGGUUUGAUCAGCAGCAAACUGGAGCACUUACUAUGAAAAUGAGCAGUUGGAGGAUGGCAUUGGUCAUGCUCAUCACGGUGCCCUUGCUUCUCGGAGCCACCCAGGUGUCUGGAAAGAAGGAUAGGAGAAGGAGGAGAGAGGAUUUGAAGGAUUUUGGAAUUUGA
Cooperia oncophora is the source of this 393-nucleotide messenger RNA. The record is from the annotation of a GenBank genome assembly. Lineage: Eukaryota; Metazoa; Nematoda; Chromadorea; Rhabditida; Trichostrongylidae.